Archocentrus centrarchus (flier cichlid) is the source of this 1396-nucleotide messenger RNA. RefSeq names its product tetraspanin 9b (gene tspan9b). NCBI's taxonomy places the organism in Eukaryota, Metazoa, Chordata, Actinopteri, Cichliformes, Cichlidae. The transcript has 9 exons. Gene Ontology annotation, biological process: regulation of vascular endothelial growth factor signaling pathway. The record is from RefSeq and is a predicted model, not a curated record. Bases 76 to 807 code for a protein of 243 amino acids. Gene Ontology annotation, cellular component: plasma membrane.
ACAAAGCUGCACAUCAUCACACACUGAGCUGCAAUAUUACUGCUUCACCUGUGAGUCAACUACUAAAAAGUGAAGAUGGGGAAAAUUAAUGGAUGCCUUAAGUGUGUUUUUAUCUUCUUCAACGUGUUGUUUCUGCUCCAGGGAUGUGGAAUGAUUUUUCUGGUAGCAAGCCUCCAUUUUUUCUGCAUUACCUACCACAUCCAGCUCUCGGCUCUUGGUAUGCCAGGCAUAGGCUGGUUUUGGCUGUUUGCCUUAGGUAUCAUCAGUGUCUCCUCCCUGGGAAUCUUUGCUGCCUGCUGUGAGAAAAACCUCGCCCUCAAAAUAUUUGCAGGCCUCAUGGGGAUCGGGAUGCUUGUCAUGCUCAUCGUCGGCAUCAGUGUAGUUGUCAAAAGAAACCAGAUAAAGACUGCCUUCCUGAGUACCUCCAGUGAUCUUGUGAAGCCCUACAUGACAACACCAGGCAUUACAGACAUGAUUGAGGCUCUACAGAAAUUUUUCGAAUGCUGUGGAAUAGGGAGUGCUGAGGACUGGGGUGAUGAAAUCCCUGACUCCUGUGGAUGCAGCUCUUCAACGGCUUCAUCUAAAUGCAAAUCCAGACCUUCGGGAACCAGUGGCCCAUUUGAAAUCUACUCAUUGGCCUGCGGUGAACAUGUCUUUGGGUUCUUGGAUUAUAUCUUCCAGUUAUUUAUGGCCUUCUUCUUUGUAUAUGCUGUUACAGCACUGCUGGGCCUGCUUAUUACCCUCUGGAUGAUCCAUCAGGUCAGACGUAACAACCCUGAUGAACCCAUUACCAUGGAGGACAAAUGAAGGGAACCACCAUGCACUCGUGUCCUCUAACCUUUGCACUUGUUAGGGUGUAAAGAGGACUCAGUGGUCAGGACAUGGCCUCCUUUUUAACUUUGUUUUACAAAAAAACCCCCAAAACUACUUUGUGCUUUUAAUGAGAGAGGGAAGCAAGAGGCAGAUGUCGAUGUGGCGUGCUGCAGGAUUUUAUUCAGGACAGAAACUGCUGACGUGCAGACUUUUUCUUCCAGCUUUCUAAUGUAAAAAGUUUAGCUUAAAAAGCAAAACAUUUAUUUUUUUCUUGUGUUAUUUGAUGCUUUGCAGCAUUGUAGUCAUCUUCUAUAGAGACGUAUUAAAGAAAAGAAGCUGAACCUCCAAAUCUGGCUGCAACUCAAAGUUGUUGAGGACAAUAGAUUUUAGUGGUUGCAGCUGAAAAAAGUGAAAACUUACAACUGUUAAAAUUCAUCCAAGGAACAUCCUGUUGGCUAGUUUGGAAUGAUUCUUAUUUCUCAAAGCUGGAAGGGGCAUAAAAAAGAAAAUAAAAAAAUAGAACACACAAAAUAAAAAAAAAUAAAAAAUAGGAACCAGGGUCUUCUCCAGAUUUGCAAACUUA